AUGUCUUUAUCAAAAUUAUCAAACACCGACCCCUUGAUGGCGCUUCCCGUGGAGCUUCAACUCGAAGUCGUCAAAUACCUAGGUAUCAAAGAGUUAAUCGCCCUUGUGGAAACCCACCAGCACUGGAGCAAGGUCAUUCGAACCCACAAAUCCAUUCAAAAGGGUCUCUACACAUUCCUAGACAAUGGCGUCGGGAUCCACAAUCUGCUCAUUCAGGGCGUUGGCGAGGAUUUAGAAUGUGAAUUGGAUGAAAAAACCAACCUUUUGAAAUCGAUGACCUACCUAUCACCGUCUGAAUCCGCAACUAAAGCUCAGGAUCCAAAGACAAAGAUAACAAUCCCAGUUAAUUCUCCACUCUUGGAUGAACCGGUUAUAUUCCCUGGAUCACUACCCCCGACGAUACCUCUGUUCUGGAAAACAUACGACGAUGAUAUUAUUUUGCCUCGGACUCAAUAUCCUGAUUUGGACUUCCUGGGGUUAGAACCUCUAAGAAGCCCCUCACCUCUGCAAUUAGAACGCACGCCCCCAAUUAGAGAAUUUACCUCCAAUCGACCCUCCACACCGUCUGAUUGGCUUUGGGGGGCGGACAUUUUGAAGCCGAGGGCCUCUGACUCAAUAUUUCCAGACUUUGAAUCUGAAGAAAACCCCCAGGACUUUGAAUCUGAGGAAAAACCCAAGGACGUCGAAACGGAAACCAAAGAUCCAGACGAUUUACCUUCUCGAGGGGAAUUUACGAUCAGACAUAUGCUCCAGGCUAUUAUGACAGAGGCAUUAGGACAUAGGAAGCUCUUGCAUUCGGUACAAUCAAGACCGCGCGAAUAUGUAUGGUCAGACGACGGGAAAGGUUUUGUUAAAGCUUCCGAGGAUUGCGUGUUUACUUUCGCGGGGCAGGAUCCUUCUUCUGGGACUAAACAUGAGGGAUCGGAGCCUUGCGAGCCGUGGGUAUUUUCUGUGAGUUUGAGCAAGAAGCUGAACGGGACCUUGACGAUUUGA
Molecule: messenger RNA, 993 nt
Organism: Orbilia oligospora ATCC 24927
Lineage: Eukaryota; Fungi; Ascomycota; Orbiliomycetes; Orbiliales; Orbiliaceae
Exons: 1
Coding region: 1-993 (330 amino acids)
Molecular function (GO): protein binding
Source: RefSeq, a predicted model, not a curated record